Messenger RNA from Penicillium maclennaniae, 1185 nucleotides. RefSeq names its product methionine aminopeptidase MAP1. NCBI's taxonomy places the organism in Eukaryota, Fungi, Ascomycota, Eurotiomycetes, Eurotiales, Aspergillaceae. Gene Ontology annotation, molecular function: metalloaminopeptidase activity. Gene Ontology annotation, biological process: proteolysis. The record is from RefSeq and is a predicted model, not a curated record. The transcript is spliced from 3 exons. The coding region runs from base 1 to 1185 and encodes 394 amino acids.
AUGGCAUCUGAAUCUCCCCGCAAAUGUAUCGGAGUGGAUUGCUCAAACAACGCGGGUACUCUGCAAUGCCCGACCUGCCUCAAGGCAGGCACCGACAGUUUCUUCUGCUCGCAGGACUGUUUCAAGCGCAGUUGGGCUGAACACAAAACCAUUCACAAGAAGAGUAACUUCCUCUCCAAUCUGUUCCCUCCGAAGGUAGUUUCUGAACCUGAUCCAGCAACCGGCAACUUCAACCCCUUCCCUUCUUUCCAAUUCACGGGUAGCUUGCGACCUGUCUACCCGCUCUCACCGAAGCGCACUGUCCCCACCUCCAUUCCCUACCCCGACUACGCCAAGAAUGGUAUUCCGAUCUCCGAGCAGCGCCUCUUCGGCCAGCGCAGCAUCAAGAUCUUGAACAAAGAGGAGCAGGAGGGUAUGCGUAUCGUCUGCCGUCUGGCCCGUGAGGUUUUGGACAUUGCCGGGCGCGCAGUGAAGCCUGGUGUGACGACCGACUACAUCGAUGAGGUGGUCCACAAGGCUUGUCUUGAACGUGAUUCCUACCCUUCCCCGCUCAAUUACAUGCACUUCCCCAAAUCCGUCUGCACGUCCGUCAACGAGACCAUUUGCCACGGCAUUCCCGAUCAGCGCCCUCUGAAGGACGGAGACAUUGUCAAUAUCGACGUGACCCUGUACCAUAAGGGCUUCCACGGCGACAUCAACGAGACUUACUACGUCGGAGACAAAGCGCUUGCCAAUCCCGAGGCGGUUCGCGUGGUCGAAACCGCACGUGAAUGUCUGGACAAGUCAAUCGAGUUGGUAAAGCCCGGCAUGCUGUUCCGCGAUCCUGGCAAUGUCAUCGAGAAGCACGCCAAGUCCCGCGAUUGCAGUGUUGUCAAAACUUACUGCGGCCACGGUAUCAACCAGCUCUUCCACUGCACCCCCAAUAUUCCUCACUACGCCAAGAACAAGGCCGUCGGCACCGCUAAGCCCGGUAUGUGCUUUACCAUCGAGCCGAUGAUCAACACUGGUACCUACCGCGAUCGCACAUGGCCCGAUGACUGGACCAGCACCACUGCGGAUGGCUCUUUGUCAGCACAGUUCGAGCACACUUUGUUGGUGACUGAGGACGGUGUUGAGGUUCUUACUGCGCGUUUACCGGAUUCGCCUGGCGGUCCCGUCCCGAUGCCCGCGGCGAACGGGAAUUGA